Messenger RNA from Peromyscus eremicus (cactus mouse), 489 nucleotides. RefSeq names its product ribosomal protein S15 (gene Rps15). Gene Ontology annotation, cellular component: cytosolic small ribosomal subunit; ribosome. NCBI's taxonomy places the organism in Eukaryota, Metazoa, Chordata, Mammalia, Rodentia, Cricetidae. Gene Ontology annotation, biological process: translation; ribosomal small subunit assembly. The transcript has 3 exons. The record is from RefSeq and is a predicted model, not a curated record. Gene Ontology annotation, molecular function: structural constituent of ribosome; RNA binding. The coding region runs from base 106 to 462 and encodes 118 amino acids.
CGGUGACCCCGACCCGCGCUCGCGCAGGCUGAAGUGGAGCAGAAGAAGAAGCGGACCUUCCGCAAGUUCACCUACCGCGGCGUGGACCUGGACCAGCUGCUCGACAUGUCCUACGAGCAGCUGAUGCAGCUCUACAGCGCCCGGCAGAGGCGCCGCCUGAACCGCGGCCUGCGGCGCAAACAGCACUCGCUGCUCAAGCGGCUGAGGAAGGCCAAGAAGGAGGCGCCGCCCAUGGAGAAGCCCGAGGUGGUGAAGACGCACCUGCGGGACAUGAUCAUCCUGCCCGAGAUGGUGGGCAGCAUGGUGGGCGUGUACAACGGCAAGACCUUCAACCAGGUGGAGAUCAAGCCGGAGAUGAUCGGCCACUACCUGGGCGAGUUCUCCAUCACCUACAAGCCGGUGAAGCACGGCCGGCCUGGCAUCGGCGCCACCCACUCCUCGCGCUUCAUCCCCCUCAAGUAGCCGUGGCCAAUAAAGACUCGUGUGUGA